Molecule: messenger RNA, 186 nt
Organism: Mandrillus leucophaeus (drill)
Lineage: Eukaryota; Metazoa; Chordata; Mammalia; Primates; Cercopithecidae
Product: metallothionein-1E-like
Exons: 3
Coding region: 1-186 (61 amino acids)
Molecular function (GO): metal ion binding
Source: RefSeq, a predicted model, not a curated record
AUGGACCCCAACUGCUCCUGCUCCACUGGUGGCUCCUGCACGUGCGCUGAGUCCUGCAGGUGCAAAGAGUGCAAAUGCAUAUUCUGCAAGAAGAGCUGCUGCUCCUGCUGCCCCGUGAGCUGUGCCAAGUGUGCCCAGGGCUGCAUCUGUAAAGGGGCAUUAGAGAAGUGUAGCUGCUGCGACUGA